GAAGUAAACGUCAUUGACACAGGAAUGGGACAGAAAUAAAACAUAACUGGGAGAAUGUCAAAUAUAUUUUUGUAAAAACUACAUUUUACUCAAGAAAAAUAUGAUUAAUUUUGUCCAGGAUGGAAUAGAGGCAUCGAAAAGGGCACUGCCUGCGUAGCGCGUAGCUAAAUGGAGUCGGAGCAGCUCUUCAACAGGAAGGGCUACUACAGGAACAGCUACAACAGCAUCGCCAGCGCCAGCAGCGACGAGGAGCUGCUGGAUGGCACCGGGGUCGUCAUGGACUUCCACACCUCCGAGGACGACAACCUUCUGGACGGAGACGCCACCUCCCCAGGAUCUAACUACGUCAUGUCUAACGGGGGUGGGGUGGUGAGUAGCACCACCCACCUGCUGGACUUCCUGGAGGAGCCCAUCCCAGGGGUCGGCACCUAUGAUGACUUCCACACCAUCGACUGGGUCCGGGAGAAGUGCAAAGACCGGGAACGCCACCGCAAGAUCAAUGCUAAGAAGAAGGAGUCAGCAUGGGAGUUCACCAAGAGCCUGUAUGAUGCCUGGUCUGGGUGGCUGGUGGUGACGCUGACAGGACUGGCCUCAGGUGCUCUGGCUGGUCUGAUCGACAUCGCUGCUGAUUGGCUGAACGACAUCAAGGAGGGGGUGUGUCUGAAUGCCAUGUGGUUCAACCACGAGCAGUGCUGCUGGGGUUCCAACGAGACCACGUUCGCUGAGAGGGACAAGUGUCCUCAGUGGAAGAGCUGGGCGGGGCUCAUCCUGGGCCAGGAAGAGGGCCCUGGUUCCUACAUUAUGAACUACUUUAUGUACAUCUACUGGGCUUUGUCUUUCGCCUUCCUGGCUGUGUUACUGGUCAAGGUGUUCGCCCCCUACGCCUGUGGCUCCGGUAUACCUGAGAUAAAGACCAUUCUGAGUGGGUUCAUCAUCCGGGGUUACCUGGGGAAGUGGACCCUGCUGAUCAAGACGGUGACCCUGGUGCUGGCUGUAGCGUCUGGGCUGAGCCUGGGGAAGGAGGGACCCCUGGUCCAUGUGGCCUGCUGCUGUGGAAACAUUUUCUCAUACCUCUUCCCCAAGUACAGCAAGAACGAGGCCAAAAAGAGAGAGGUCCUAUCUGCAGCGUCAGCGGCUGGGGUGUCUGUCGCUUUCGGUGCUCCCAUAGGAGGAGUACUCUUCAGCUUGGAGGAGGUGAGUUACUACUUCCCUCUGAAGACGCUGUGGCGCUCCUUCUUCGCUGCGUUGGUGGCAGCCUUUGUCCUCCGCUCCAUUAACCCGUUUGGCAACAGCCGUCUGGUCCUGUUCUAUGUAGAGUACCACACCCCCUGGUACCUGUUUGAGCUUAUCCCCUUCAUCCUGCUGGGGGUGUUUGGGGGUCUCUGGGGGGCCUUCUUCAUCAAAGCCAACAUCGCCUGGUGCCGAAGGAGGAAGUCUACCCGCUUCGGGAAGUACCCCAUCCUGGAGGUGAUCUUCGUGGCGGCCAUUACCGCCGUCGUGGCAUUCCCCAACCCGUACACGCGACAGAACACCAGCGAGCUGAUUAAAGAGUUGUUUACCGACUGCGGACCCUUGGAGUCGUCCCAGCUCUGCCAGUACAGGAGUCAGAUGAACGGGAGUAAGGCGUUUGUGGAUGCAUCUCCCAACAAGCCGGCGGGGCCCGGGGUGUACGCAGCCAUAUGGCAGCUGUGCCUGGCGCUCAUCUUUAAGAUCAUUAUGACCAUAUUCACCUUCGGACUUAAGGUUCCGGCUGGCCUGUUCAUCCCCAGUAUGGCCAUCGGGGCGAUCGCCGGGCGUAUCGUGGGCAUCGCCGUGGAGCAGCUGGCGUACUACCACCACGACUGGUUAGUGUUCAGGGAGUGGUGUGAGGUAGGCACCGACUGCAUCACCCCGGGACUCUAUGCCAUGGUGGGGGCCGCAGCAUGUCUGGGUGGUGUAACACGGAUGACCGUGUCUCUCGUGGUCAUCGUGUUUGAGCUGACGGGCGGCCUGGAGUACAUCGUGCCCCUCAUGGCCGCCGUCAUGACCAGCAAGUGGGUGGGCGACGCCUUCGGGCGCGAGGGCAUCUACGAGUCACACAUCCGCUUGAACGGGUACCCCUUCCUCGACGCCAAGGAAGAGUUCACACACACCACGCUGGCGCGGGAGGUGAUGCGGCCGCGGCGUAGUGAUCCGCCGUUAGCGGUGCUGACGCAGGACGACCUGACGGUGGAGGAACUACAGGGGAUCAUCAGCGAGACCAGCUACAACGGCUUCCCUGUCAUCGUCUCCAAGGAGUCCCAGAGACUGGUUGGCUUCGCCCUGCGCAGGGACAUCACCAUUGCUAUAGAGAACGCACGGCGGAAGCAGGAGGGUAUCCUGCUGACUUCGCGGGUCUACUUCACGCAGCACGCCCCCACGCUGCCCGCCGACAGCCCGCGGCCCCUCAAGCUGCGCUCCAUCCUGGACAUGAGCCCCUUCACCGUCACCGACCACACGCCCAUGGAGAUCGUGGUGGACAUCUUCCGCAAGAUGGGCCUCCGCCAGUGUCUGGUGACACACAACGGGAUUGUAUUGGGCAUCAUCACUAAGAAGAAUAUAUUAGCGCAUCUGGAGGAGCUCAAGGAACACACGGAGCCCCUGGCGUCUCCUUGGUAUUAUCACAAAAAAAGAUAUCCUCCGUCAUAUGGCCCAGAUGGCCAACCAAGACCCCGACAACAUAAUGUUCAACUAGUCACCUCCUUCCCGGGUCGUCACGACGACGAAAGCGAGGAGGAGGAGGUGUUACACCUACUGUAUGGCCUUGGCUCCACCCUAUGACACACAUCCCCCCCGGGAAACCCCAUCCCUAAGCCCCCUCAAUACUAAACCAGACUGACUGAACCCCACAGAGCCCUCUAGUGGCCACGGGAAGGAAGAGACACUCUAAAAGGACAUUAAAAAUGGCUGCUGUGAAGGAUGUUUAGGCCCCAAAGUAGCAGCUACUACAGGCUGGGGCAUAUAUACACAAGGAAUGCACUUUUAACACACACAUCCAUUUACAUACAUACAGAAGACACAUGAGGUCAGACUCACUCAUACACAGAUGCCACACAAGCAUGCCACUAGCCGAAUUGCACCUCCUUCAAACACACACACACGCUCUCUUCAUGCUCCUUCAUCCCUGUCCUGUUUCUAUUGGCUCACGCUAGCGGACAUUGCUGUGGGCCUGAAGCCUGGCUACCAGGGUGAGAGGUAAGAGGUCAGAAUGAUCCGCUAGAACGCGAGGAGGGACCUUCAGACACCUCGACUGCUGAUUGGCUGUCAGCCCUGUCUGUCAGAUGCCCUGCCAGGCUCCGCCCCCACUAUCUCCCUCACUCCACACCCCGUCCGUCUUCGAAAGCAUUGUUUACCUGUGAACUCUGAGCAAGACAAUGCAUGUGUUUGUUUCACCUUGACGUUCCAAUCAGGUUGUCAUAGUAUCCCGAAACGACCCCCCCCUCCCCCAAAGGCAACCGCCUGAUAUUUGACUGGCCGUUGCUCCAAGGUGUAUAUGUGGGUGCGUGUGUGAGAGGAAGGAAAAUUAAGGGUACAAGCAGGAUGUACUGCAGUAGUUAGUUAACGUCUGAGUGUUGUAGUUCAAGAACAAAAUGUCUCUUUCUGAUGUAUGUGAAAACGUGCUGUACAGAAGAGUCUGAUACUCAUCGGUUACAUACCCUCUGUUGACGUAAAGGGUGAAUAACUGUGCGGUGUGUGUACCUUUUUGAUCUGAGCCAGGUGGGCGUGAGUAUCAGAUGAGGAAAGACUCGUCCGUUUCUCCGACAGUGAAGGUGGGCAGUGUGUAUAUAAAAAAGCUAAACUAACUCGAGGUCGAGUUCUGUUACUGGAGAGAAAAAAAAAAUCAUUUUUUCUCUUCAAACUAUUACUAAUGCUACUACUUUUAGAGUAUUGAUAUCUACAUAAUCAAGUAACUUUUUACGGCUUGUAAUGAAACAAACUCAAGACUGGAAAACCACUUUUUUUUUUAAGUGAACAAAAUAAAUGGUUGAUUAUGAGGAUGUUGAUGGUAAUACUGCACAGUAACCAUGUCUUAGAUAUUUUACUUUGCUUAAUUAAGCUGCCUCAUUGGUGUGUGAGAAAUGUGUCUUGUAUUUUCCACUAGAGCUUAAUAUUUUCUUGCAUAUCUCCUCCUCUGCCCAGUCGUCAAGUACAUCAAUUCAACAUUAAUUAUUCUUUGCAUUUGUAGAUUUAAAACAUUUUAAAUAAACUUCCAGCACUCCAUGGGUUGCUAGGCCAAAUGGCACCCUGUUUCCUAUAUAGUGCACUACUCUUGAACAGGGCCUGGAUCAUAAGUAGUGCACUAUAUAGGGAAUAGGGUGCCAUUUGGGACGUCAAGCAAUUUUUCAUUCUCAAAAGCAUGAAUUGAAAGGACUGAAAUUGGAGUUACAUUUCAUAUAACAUUCAAUUGACCAUACCAAGUUUUUGGAGUCGUGCCAAUAACUCCUUUAAACUUCAAUAAAGUCUUGUAUAUUGACUUGGAGACAUGUAGAAGCGCACAGUACACCCUCCAUGUGCAAACCUAGACUCAUGAAAAAAGAAUAUAGGAUCAUAUAUCUGAUUCACCCUUUAAUGUGUGGUCCACCACACAGGAAGCAGUGACCACAAAAUGUGUGCGCCAGCCAAAGGAGUCCUCUUUCUCCCUGGCUUUGUUUCCAUGACAAUAUGCAUAGAGUAGCACUUUACCUGCUGAGUGAAGGCUAUGGUGUGUCCCAAAUGGCACCUUUUUCCCUAUAUAGUGCACUACUUUUGACCAGGGUUCUGGUCAAAAGUAGUGCACUAUAUAGGGAAAAUGGUGCCAUUUGGGAUACAGCUUAAAGCGUGUGUAGGCGGCUGGGCAGGUGGUGACUACUCUCUGCGUAUCUCUAUUGCAGUGACAGUCUUAGGUUAUAUUCAUUAGGCAUCAAACAUAAAACAGACAGAGGGACUAUUUGGACCUUUCAAUUUCUUUUAAAACGUUUUCAAUUGCGUGCCCUAAUGCAGGGUUUCCCAAACUCUGUCCUGGGGCCUCCCCUGGGUGCACGUUUUGGUUUUUGGCCGAGUUUGGGAAACCCUGCCCUAAUGGAUACGACCCUGAUCUAACUGUCAGUCUUUGUUAACCGAUGUGGUGUCAAACAGUUUUCUUCUCUUCAUACUCAUCUCAAUGUUUUUCCUUUUUUUAUUUAUGGUAGUUAGUUGUACAUUAUUAAUACUUUUAUGAUUACAUUGAUGGUUUGAUUGUACAUUUAAAACAAUAUGUAAAGAUUUAAAUUAAAAUAUUGCAAAUUG
Messenger RNA from Coregonus clupeaformis (lake whitefish), 5283 nucleotides. RefSeq names its product H(+)/Cl(-) exchange transporter 3. NCBI's taxonomy places the organism in Eukaryota, Metazoa, Chordata, Actinopteri, Salmoniformes, Salmonidae. Bases 169 to 2799 code for a protein of 876 amino acids. The record is from RefSeq and is a predicted model, not a curated record. Gene Ontology annotation, molecular function: voltage-gated chloride channel activity. Gene Ontology annotation, cellular component: synaptic vesicle; early endosome; membrane. Gene Ontology annotation, biological process: transmembrane transport; chloride transport. The transcript is spliced from 15 exons.